Messenger RNA from Phytophthora nicotianae INRA-310, 1175 nucleotides. RefSeq lists its product as hypothetical. The transcript has a single exon. Bases 1 to 1101 code for a protein of 366 amino acids. NCBI's taxonomy places the organism in Eukaryota, Oomycota, Peronosporomycetes, Peronosporales, Peronosporaceae. The record is from RefSeq and is a predicted model, not a curated record.
AUGAACUGCACCACGAGUGUACAGGCACGCAUCGACCAAUUUGAGCUCAUGGCUCAAACCAACGCCAAAUCCGGGAUCCCGCACAUUGGGCCCAUGACGAGGCUUAAGAUCGACAACUCGCUUGUGAAGGAGAUUAUCAAUCGUUUAGACGCACAGCAUACUCCCACGCAUUCGGAGUUUUUGCAAAUGAUGUUCGAGGAGCUCGCUGAGGAGCCGACGGAGAAAGAACAGGAUAUCGCUCCUACGAAGCCUGUUGUCUACAAAAGCCUCAUGGUCAACACCUUGCAGUCGGACAACGAAGAUGACGACACGGCUUUCAACUCGUACGAAGACGAGAGUGUCGCGGAAUCGACCACUUCAUUCAAAUCUACGCGCUACUCGGGCGUACCCCGCAGCCCGUCGACAUAUUCCACUGCUUCCACAAGCUCGCUGGACUCGCUAUUGAGCUCGUUGGACAUGUUCGUACCUGAGCUACUGCAGGCGUCAGGCAGGGCCAGUCCAGACUUCAACAAGAAUGUCAAACCGACGGUCUAUCGCUCGAGACGUACUUCAUUCCCAGAGAACUUGCAAGUGACGGAGGUGCACCACCAACGCGCUACACUGAAAGAAACCCCGUUGAUCACGACGAACGAGUCGUCAAUCCCCGCCCCAAAAGCGCGCCGCUCUUCGCUCUAUACCUCCAAGAAACCGGCCUCAGUAGCACCAAGGUCUCGUUGCUCUUCAUUCUCGGCCGCGAAAGUUCCUCCGACCACCGAGGUAGCAUGCAGUACACCACCUGUGGUUCCACCCCAUCGCGCAAAGAGCCACUCGAACUCAUCGCCUGUUGCUCGGUACAUGGACUACGAGAGUUCUCCACGUUUUGCAGCCAUGAGGGCCAUGAAUGUGGAGCGUCGUCGCCGACUGGAAGAGCGCAAUCGAGCUCUUGCCACCGCCAAGAGUAAGCGCAGAUAUAGCAAGCCACGUACCCCGGAGUGGCAGAAGGGUCUUGACCAGAUCCACACACAAGUGUUCGCCUGCAAGCAGAACAAUCAGUCGCAUUCAGCCAAGACAGAGUCAACGAUAUCGCGAAGACACUCAACUUCGACCUAUCCCCGAGGCUAGACUCUUGUUGGUGUCCGGAUUCUUCAGGUGCAGGUUUUCGUGUCAUCAACGCAAGUGCCACGAUAACUUAUACA